This is a messenger RNA of Dermochelys coriacea (leatherback sea turtle), 2740 nucleotides long. RefSeq lists its product as uncharacterized. Bases 91 to 1512 code for a protein of 473 amino acids. Lineage: Eukaryota; Metazoa; Chordata; Testudines; Dermochelyidae. The transcript is spliced from 3 exons. The record is from RefSeq and is a predicted model, not a curated record.
CAAAGGGCUCAGUGCAGCAGAACCCAGCUCCAGCACUUCCUCCUCUCUGCCAGCGGCUACCUUUCCCAGAGCUGGUCACCCAGGCCAUCCAUGGAAACCUUCUAUUCUGCCCUUCAGGAUGAGAUCCAUGCCUUUGAGGCACAUGUGCAAAGCUGCCAGAAAGACUUUGACGUGCACACGCUUUACCACGUGCUGCUACUGUUGCUCCCCGGGAGCCUGACCUGGGAGGUGAAAAGCCUAGAGCAGCUGGAAAAGCUUGUCGCAGGCAGGGACUGGCCAGGCCAGGACACCAUGAAAAUUACAGGCAGCGCUGAGAGUUGUGAUGUCCCUGGCUAUGUUGCCUGGCUCAGCUCCUACUUGGGGUACUUAAAUGCUUUAAAAGAGACGUUUGAUGCCAAGGUCGUGUUCCCUUUGUGUGAGCACCUGUAUGUCCACGAUGAGCUGGAUGUCAGGGCUGAGCGCCAGUCUCCCGUGGGUUCCCGCAGCAGGUCUGGUGCUGGGCAUAGGGGGGAGAAGAGGCCCCAUGCUGUGACCUCCAUUGCAGAUAUUGCCAAGCAACUGUUUGCUGUCAGGAGGAAGUGGGCCUUGCUGCUCAACCAGCGGGUGAUUGAUGACCGAGUCUUCAGCCCCCAGAGUUUGUGCGCCCUGCGGGGCUUUGCCAACAUUGACCCUGUCGUGAAGGUUCUGAGGCUGGUCCCUGACAUCUUUCACAAGAGCUUGGCUACAGCAGCGCUUGCCAGGCGGUGGCUCAGUCUCCAUGGAAGCAGAUACAGCAUCUUCCAGCUGCCAUCAGAACCAGGCCAGGAGAAGGGCAAGUGUAGAACUGGGCUGGCUCCUGGCACCUCUGAGCCCUGGAGGAAUGGAGUGGCCAUAUGCCUUCCUGAGUCUGCCAAUGGGUGCAGCAGUUUCUCAGGAGGCCAGUUACUUUCCAGACCCAAGAGAAGCAGCAGCAGCUUCAGCUCCCAUGAUGGAGGUGGCUGGCUGGGCAACAUCAGUGCAAUGCGAACCAAGCUGCGGGAGAGUCGAGAGGAGCUGAUGGCCCUGCUCGGGCGAGUGGAACGUGCUGGAAUGCUGGAAAUUCAGCUGCACGAGCUAACCCAGAGCAUCUCCAGCCUGCAGCUAGAGCAGCAAGACACAAGGCACAAGCUGGACAACUUCCAGCAAAGACUGGAGCAGGCAGACUGGGACAUGCCUGGCAGCAUACCGCUGCUUAGCAGCCAGUGCCAGGCAAUGCUCAGACAGCUGGAGGACCUGGGGCGGCACGUGGAGCUGGAGGAGUAUCAUAAGAGCAUCUUGCAGAGCGACUGGCUGCUGGAGCUGGAGCUGAGACCAUGUCUUAUUCGGCAGCUUGAUGCAUUGCAGCUGCACUGCAGAGAGCUGGAGCAAUUGCUACAGGCCAGGGACCAGGCCACACUACAGCAUCUCCUGCCAGCAAGUAGGACUGACUCUGCUUCCCUGUGUGACUCAGGGCAUUGCUCUACCACGUCUCCCAUGCUGACUAAUAAAGCCUGAGUCCUGCCUUUGGGGAGGGACAAUGGCAGGAGGGACUGGACCCCAUUUUGCUGCCUCUGUUAAUUGAUAGACUCCAUGUGUAUGUGCGUUGCUCAAUGCACAUGUGUCUGCCCCACCACCUGCUGCUGGAUGGAGUCUGACCUGCGUCUCUGACUUGCCUUCCAGGGGUGGAGGACCCACAGCUGCUGCUGCCAGCAGCUCUCUGAGAUUUGGGGGCACAAGUUUCAGGAACAGCAGUUAAACCUGGAAAGGUGAGAGCAAGAGGGACUCAGUUCCCCAAUGUGUGACCACAAGAAAUAAUGUAGCUGCCCAGCAGAGUCCAGGCCCCCUAGGCCAGCUCAGUGGUCCUGAGGAACAAAGCCAAAAGCCUUGAGCAGCCAACAUCUCCCCCUCCCUCCCAGGAACAUUCCUUCUUAAACCCAAAUGUAUGACCCACUUUAUCCUUCCCUGCAGUGUCCCUGUCAUCCAAACACUCAGCCCACAUGCCACCUGAGACCUGCACAGCACCAGCUCUAGACUCUGCCACCAGAGGGGGCAGGAAAUGCACCCGGGGUGGGGGUGGGUAUGUGUGUCUCACCCAAAGCUGUUCCAGUUGCCUAGGGCUGGAGCUAUCCAAAUUAAAUGCCAUCAGCAAAGGCCUAGGCCAGCCCAGUUCUAGGGCCUCCAUCCACAAGUUUAGCAAUAGCAGCCUCAGUCUGGGCCCUCAGAGCACCCUCCUAGGGAUCUUUGCCCCCCUAUUGCUUCCCCAUGAUCCCAGACAGCAUGAGUUAAAAUGGUGUCCUCCGCACAGCGUGAGUUUGCAUGCACCGUAUCCAUGGAGUCACAUUGUAUGGAGGAUGCCAGUUAACAGCCCAAAAUGGCAUCCUCCAUACACUUGGGCUUGCCGCUGCCCCUGCCAGAACGACCCCACUUGGGGCCACGACCCAGACUUUUGGAACUGCUCCGCUUGCCAUUUGUAACCUGGUUGAUGCCCCACAUCUCAGGCCCAGUUUGGCCAGGCUGAGACUUGAAUGUUUGUGGCGUUUACAUCCUUGUCCUGGGCACUGAAUUCUGCUGCAUGAGUCUGGGGUAGCUGGAGACUGGGCAGCCACUCCCAUGACCCCUGGGUCCAGUCAUUUCCGCUGUAGGCAAGAUUCCCUGUAACGCCAAGCAGUUCAGUGCCACGGCAGCGAUGCUGGUGAUGGGAGAGUGUGAGCAGCUUGCCUUCAUAGGUGCCUCCCCUCAGCAA